AUGGCGCACAGCAUGCUUCCCUCGUUUCCUUUCUUCGACGCGCGUGCCACUGACGCCAACAACGUCGGGACCGAAUGGUUGAAGUGGGUGAAACGCUUCGAAAACUUCUACGUAGCCUGCGGCAUCACAGCUGACGUCCGGAAGACGGCCCUACAACUACACUACGUUGGUGAAGAAGUUUAUGACAUUUAUUGUUCGCUACCUGAUUCUCCCGCAGCCGCAACUGCGUCUACCGUUUCAAGCACCGAUGGCUCCAGCAACGCAACGCCUCUCUACACCGCACCACGCAAGAAGCUCGAUGGCUAUUUUGCACCCCGAGUGAACACUACCAUCGAGAUUUACCGCUUCCGUCAAGCCAAGCAAAUGGAAAACGAAUCACUCGACACGUUCUACGCCAGACUACGACAGCUCGUUAAGCACUGUGCUUUCGCCGAUGCCGACACCGAAAUCAAGAAUCAAAUCCUACUGUCUACAGUGUCAACACGUCUACGCCGGUAUGCCAUGCAGCAUGACCUCGACUUGCAAGGAAUUCUCAAACAAGGCAGGUUGUUUGAAGAGGUCGAGCACAACAUCUCUGUGAUCGAGCAAGAACGUCAGCAGUACAAAGAAAACUCAGCGUCAGCGUCUACACUUGCAGUGAACUCCAAGCGCACCUCACGACUUCAUCAACCGAAGUACCACGGGAAAGCGCCAUCACGGCCUCGCGAGCCUCCGCGCCAUCAAAGGACAGACGCAACAUGCAACAACUGCGGAAAACCAUGGCCUCAUAGACUAGUCCAGAUCACGUACAUUGUGGUGCCAAACAGACUGGAUCCGAGAGUGGCCUACCCAGACCUUUUCAAGGGAGUGGGCUGUCCAAAGGGCUUCCAAGUACACCUCCAUGUUGACCCCCUUGUUCAACCAGUAGCACAACCUCACAGACGCAUCCCCUUUUCCAUGCGAAAGCCACUGGAAGAAGAACUUGAAAGGCUACAGUCCCUCAGCAUAAUUGAAAAGACUGAAGGACCAACCCCUUGA
This is a messenger RNA of Dermacentor silvarum, 1017 nucleotides long. RefSeq lists its product as uncharacterized. The transcript is spliced from 2 exons. Lineage: Eukaryota; Metazoa; Arthropoda; Arachnida; Ixodida; Ixodidae. Bases 1 to 1017 code for a protein of 338 amino acids. The record is from RefSeq and is a predicted model, not a curated record.